Molecule: messenger RNA, 447 nt
Organism: Linum tenue
Lineage: Eukaryota; Viridiplantae; Streptophyta; Magnoliopsida; Malpighiales; Linaceae
Source: the annotation of a GenBank genome assembly
AUGGCUUCAUCCGCUAACGAUGUGUGGGGAGCGGUUUUUGUUGCCACAAAUAUGUACCCGGAGGCCAUGCCUGACCAGAUCACAGCCAUCCGGGUGACCAACCGAGACGGUGUUACAGCCGGUUCGAUUCGGGAGAUCACUUAUGGAAAAGAAAUAAAACGGAUGGUUGCGCGGGCGACCGAGGAGAUCACCCGGGUUGACCAUGAGCAUCGAACCAUUGAAUCAAGGUUCAACAACGAUAGGGAGUUCGUGGGGAAGAUCUUUCGAUCUGCCUCUUUGGUCAUAAAGGUGGAUCCGAAUUCCUUCGACAAUGGCCCCAGCAGUCGAGGUUGCACCAUCACCUGGACCUUGACCUACUCCGGUUUCAAAGACAAUCUCAAUUUCAAGAUGUUCCAGGAUGCUAUAGGACGCGGAUUCGCGAGUUUGGACACUUAUUUAACCAACUGA